This is a messenger RNA of Phoenix dactylifera (date palm), 1643 nucleotides long. Its product is annotated as small G protein family protein / RhoGAP family protein. Gene Ontology annotation, biological process: signal transduction. The record is from RefSeq and is a predicted model, not a curated record. Lineage: Eukaryota; Viridiplantae; Streptophyta; Magnoliopsida; Arecales; Arecaceae.
GCUCUAUCUCUAAUCUCUCUCUUUGCCUGCCGAGAGAAAGAACGAUCAUCUCACCCUCUCGAUCCAUUGAACUUUCCAGCCCUCCUCCGCUCUCUGCUUCAAGGCAGAAGGAAAGAAGAAAGAAAAAUCGAAGGUUUUCUUCAUUCGUUUGAUCGCACUUCGCCAUGCCUUCCGAGGACUCGCCUCGCUGGCGUGAAAAGGCCACUGAAUUCUUCUCUUCCUCUGGGGUGAGGCUUAAGCAAGCUGGGCAAUCAGCCGGGGCUUUUGUGGGAGAUGUAGCUAAGGAUGCAGGCGAAAACGUAUCUGAUAUGGCUGGGAAGGUCGGGUCGGUGGUCAAGGGCCGGUGGGUCCUCAUUCAGCAAGCCAGGCAAAACAGGCCGGCAGCACCGCCAGGAGAGAGCAUGCAAGAACGCCUUCUUUCUGCUGCCGCUUCCACUGGAUUGCUCCUGAGGAAGGGCUUAUCAGAAACAAAGGAGAAGGUUACCGUGGGAAAGUUGAAGGUCGAAGAGGCAGCAAAGAAGACAGCAGAUAAAAGUAAGGGCAUUUUAAAUAAUAUUGAGCAUUGGCAAAAGGGAGUGGCAAGCAAUGAUGUAUUUGGUGUUCCAAUUGAGCUUACGUUAGAACGGCAACAUUCUACCAGGCCUGUUCCUCAAGUAUUGGUCAGAUGUGCAGAUAAUCUCAUUAUAUCAGGAUUAAGCACUGAGUACUUGUUUAAAUCUGAAGGAGACAGAAAGGUUAUUCGACACUUAAUUUCGCUUUAUAACCAAGACUGGAAUGCAUCUUUGCCAGAGGGUGUAAGCCCAGUUGACUUGGCUACAUUAAUUAAAUGUUAUCUCGCUAGCCUACCUGAGCCACUUACUACAUUUGCUCUGUAUCAUGAAAUUAGAGAUGCAAGGAGUAGCUUACAUGACAUGAGAAAUAUUUUGAAGAAGCUUCCAAAUGCUAAUUACAUGACACUGGAAUUUGUUACUGCUUUAUUGCUCCGGGUGAGCCAGAAAUCAUCACUUAACAAGAUGGACGCUCAUAGCCUUGCUGUGGAAUUAGCACCAUUAAUAAUGUGGCAGAAAGGUGAUUCAAGAGAAGAUUUCCAUGUUCAUCUUAGCUAUACAUCAAAAGGUCCUUCGAAGACUCUGGAUCUGGCAUCAAAUCAGCAUGCCUGGGAUGGCCUUUUGGAUGAAGAUGAUGAUGAUGAUGAUGCUUCUUCCCAGAUCCCCUUGGAUGAUGAUGCACCCCCAGAUUAUGGUGCCAUUGAGGUAAUCCAGUGCCUCAUUGAACAUCACAAUGCCAUUUUCACAGAUGCAAAUGAGACCAUAUGGAGAUGAUUUAGGUCUUUGCUUUCCCAUUUGUGUGAGCUAAGGUGAAAUUUGAUGUAUACACUUCUUCUGAUCUGGGAAGUGCCGUUUCUCUCAGGAAUGUGAUUUUCUGUAGAUUGCUGGAAAAAUAUAUUUAUCUAGGAGAGUCUUGAGCUUUAAUAUAUUUGGAUUCUAUAUGGUUUAGCUUCUUUAGGGGAGACUUAGAAAAGAUUUUGUUGUUUCAUCAAUAACACAUAAUUUAUAGCUUGUAGAUAUUGUACAGUGGAGAAUUUUUUUGGUUGUAUUUGAAUACCAGUUUGGAGCAUUAGCCUUACCAAGAACAAUUUUUUA